Molecule: messenger RNA, 4244 nt
Organism: Manihot esculenta (cassava)
Lineage: Eukaryota; Viridiplantae; Streptophyta; Magnoliopsida; Malpighiales; Euphorbiaceae
Exons: 12
Coding region: 167-3634 (1155 amino acids)
Biological process (GO): RNA processing; mRNA 5'-splice site recognition
Cellular component (GO): commitment complex; U1 snRNP; U2-type prespliceosome
Molecular function (GO): protein binding
Source: RefSeq, a predicted model, not a curated record
AGCUAAAUUUCCAAGUCCGCCCAAAUCCAUUUAUUUUAUCCGACACCGAAAAGUCAAGUCGGAUCCUUCGCCGGAAAUUACCCGCGCCGCGGCAUAUGCCCAAGCAUUCUCUCUAAUCAUUUCCAGAAAAUCCAAGCAGCUUCGAAGUUGAGAAUCUGAUGAAGUAAUGGAGGAGCAAAAGGAACGUGAUUCUACUGUUGUUUUUAAGAAAGUCAAACUACAUGAAGCUGUCGCUGAAGGCUCACUAGAUUUUGAUGAGUGGACUUCACUUAUAUCAGAGACAGAGAAGAUAUACCCUGAUAACAUAGAGAAAAUAUGUUUAGUGUAUGACUCUUUCUUGUCCGAGUAUCCUCUGUGCUAUGGCUAUUGGAGGAAGUACAUUAAUCACAAGAUACGCUUAUGCACCAUUCACAAGGUUGUUGAAGCCUUUGAACGAGCUGUGGUAUCAGCAACUUAUUCUGUUGAAGUGUGGGCUGAUUACUGUAGUUUUGCAAGAAUGGUUUUUGAAGAUCCAUCUGAUGUUCACAGAUUAUUCAGAAGAGCCAUGUCCUUUGUUGGAAAGGAUUACUUAUGCCAUACCUUGUGGGAUAAAUAUAUCGAGUUUGCAUUCUCUCUGAAGCAUUGGAGUUCCCUGGCUGAUAUUUACAUCCAAGCACUGAGGUUUCCAACAAAAAAGCUACACCGCUAUUAUAAUAGUUUUGAGAAAUUAGUGGAAAUAUGGGAAGAAGAGAUGGAAUCUCAUAGCAAAUCUAACAUGACAACGUCAGUUGAGCCUGUUCUUGAUAAUGAAGUUUCUAUAUGUUAUAAGGAAGAUGACAUUUCUUGCAUAAUUAAAGACUUGCUGGAUCCAUCAAUUGGCUCAGCCAGGCGUAAAGCGCUGCAAAAAUACAUGUCUAUUGGUGAACAUUUAUAUCAGCAAGCAUCUCAGUUGAAUGAAAAAAUAAAUCAUUUUGAGACUCGUAUUAAGAGGUCUUAUUUCCAUGUCAAGCCAGUUGAUAUAAGUCAAUUGGAAAAUUGGCACCAGUACCUGGACUUUGCUGAAUCACAUGGAGAUUUUGACUGGGCUGUUAAACUUUAUGAAAGAUGCUUAAUUCCUUGUGCUAAUUACCCUGAGUUCUGGAUCCGUUACACGGAGUUCGUGGAAAGUAAAGGAGGAAGAGAGAUAGCACACUACGCUCUGGAUCGAGCUAGAACAAUCUUCCUCAAGAGGGUGUCAGUGAUUCAUCUGUUCAAUGCCAGGUUUAAGGAGCACGUUGGAGAUGUGUUUAAUGCACGUGCUGCCUUUCUUCAAUGUGAUACAGAAUCAGAUUCAGACUUUGUUGAAAAUGUUGUAAUGAGAUCUAACAUGGAAAAACGUCAUGGCAAUUUUGAAGCAGCUUCUACUGUAUAUAAAGAAGCAAUAGAAAAGGCUGCAACGAAGGAAAAGUGGCAUGUUCUUCCUACUUUGUAUGUUAAUUUUUCCCAACUUAAAUACAUGACUAGUGAUAGUGAAGAUGCUGCCAGAGACAUCUUGAUAGAUGGAAUCAAGCAACUGCCUUCCUGCAAGUUACUUAUAGAGGAGUUAAUAAAAUUUGGAAUAACACAUGGAAGGUCAAGGCAUGUAAAUGUGAUACAUACCAUUGUAGCAAAUGCAAUAUCUCCAGGGCCAGAUGUAUCUCAAGGUUUCAGUCCAACGGAAAGGGAGCAGAUAUCAAGACUGUACCUAGAGCAGUUUGUCGAUCUCUGUGGAACCAUCCUUGAUGUAAGAAAGGCAUGGAAUCAGCACAUUAGGUUGUUCCCAGAGUCUGUAAGGGCUAGUUCAUUUUGUCCAGCUAUGGGAACAAAACAAUGGAAGAUAACACUGGAGGCAGAAGAAGAAACCCUUGUCAGUAUGCCUCAUCAGCCUUCUGGAGAUACUGGUUCUCAAUGCCUGAUCCAGUCAUCAGUGCAAGACAAAAUACUUUCCCCACUGAAAAAUUAUGAUACGCAGGAUACCCCUGCUGCUGACCAGGUCUCAGACCAGAAAUUGCCCUUACAGGCAAAUCAUGAUAUGCUAUCUAACGAGGUAUCGCACCAGGAUGUCCUAUUGCUGGGAAAUUCCGAUGAUCUAUCUGAAAACAAUCCGGAGAACGUGUUUCAAGCAAAAGUUGACCUGCUUCAAUUGGGAGAACCUGACAACAACGUGCAUGAGAGUGUGCAUAUAGCGUCUCCCAAGGUUUCAGAACCAAUUGGAACAGACGUUCUUGAACCAAAUCUCUCCCUUGAUUUUAAAAAUCAAGUUGCUAAUGUAACUGAAAGUACUCCAGCAUCACUGGAAUUUUCUGAAGACAAUAAUGUGCGCAAAGAACAUGGAAAUGAGCCUGAACCGGACUUGAAACUACCUUCACUGGAGGGACUAUCCCUAAAUAUUCGGGAUGCUAAAUCUCCUGGUCCAAUCAGUCCCACAGCUUGUGAUUCUGGGGCAACUGACGGAACUAUUCUGCUAGAUGGAAAUGUGCUGAAGAGUGACGCACCGAAAAAUAUUAUGGAAAAAGAAAAUAUUUCAGAGAGUGGUCAGAAUGCUGUUGACCAUAUUAUAUCCAGCCCGGUGAGCACUCAAGCAACUGCUUCUGCCCAAACUGAUACCGGACAUGUUAGUCCGACAUUUUCAGCAAGUAAUCAGAAAAGUAUGGCGGACACGCUUCUGCAGCCACAGAAACUAGCAAAUAAUGGUAAAAACUGGCAUCAAAGGAGUGGUUCUGACAGAUUGCACAGAGAUUCCAAAUUUGGGUUUCGUGGGCAUUCGCAUAAAAGGAUGCACAAACAACUGCAGUCUUCUCCGCAGCGAAUGCACCCACGAGCUGAAAAAGACAUGAUUCGAGAUCACCCAUCUCAACCUCAGUUUUCACAAAAUCUACAAGUUCAGCAAGGUGGCCAACUACAAAGUCAGAAUCCUGCAUCUGCUGUUCAGACUAAUCAAACAACACUGCAAGCUUGGCAAAUGAAUAAUCUGCAACAGCAGAAUCUUUCCCAUACUUUUCAGUUUCAACCACUCGUGCAUCCUACUACGAAUCCUCAAUUACAGAUGUCUCAGCAUCCCAUCCAAAGUAAUGAGCAACAAGGGAAUGUGCAAAAUAACCAAGCAUAUGACCAGAUGUGGCAAUAUUAUUACUACCAGCAGCAGCAGCAGCAGCAGCUUCUUUGGCAGCAACAGCAGAUGCUACAACAGCAACAGCCACAGCAACAGCAGAUGCUGCAACAUCAACAGCCACAACAACAGCAGAUGCUGCAACAUCAGCAGUCGCAACAACAGCAGCUUUUGCAGCAACAGUAUCAACAACAGUUGCUCCAAAUGCAAUAUUUUCAGCAACAACAAUUGCAAAUGCAACAGCAACAACCCCAUCAAAUGCAGCAACAACCCUAUCAGCAACAGCAUCUACUUUAUCUACAGCAACAGCAGCAGCUGCAACUACAGCAACCCCAGCACCAACAGUCACUGCAGCAACAGAAGCAUCAUCUUCAACAACAAACUGCCUCAUCACAGCAGCAUCCACAUGAACAAGAACAAGGACAGCCCGUGCAGCAAACUAACACAUUACAGGUUCAGGAACCUGAUACCGGUACUAUUGAAUCUUCUGCUUCUCCGCGUCCAGUCUCACCAAAGCUGAUGACAUAGCUAUGGACAAGCUCGUGUAUCAGAUGGGAUUAGCAUUGUACAUGCUAAUUGGUUGCUAAAAAAGGAAAAAGAGGGGAACCAUUAACCACGACAAUCUAGUGACAGGCUGCUAAUUAGUUUCUUUGUACCGUUAAUGGGGACCUUUUCUGAGACUAAAAGCAUGAUGAUAUUGAUGUUCAAAAUUGAAUUUCUGAAGCAGUUUCUUGCACAUAUUUUCUAUAUGAGAAAAUACUGUUUCGGUUCUAACAGCUGAGAGUUUCCUGGAGAAACUAGCAAAACAAUAUCCCUACUAAUUGGUUACAAGUACAGGAAGGAAAGAGGAUUUCUCGCAACGGAUGAUGACCAAGGCUUCUUAACUUCUUACGUCCUCUGAUGGUUCAAUGGUUGGAACUUUGAUAGUUUGAGACGUACUAAGCGGAUGGGCGUGGAUUCACCUGAUCCUGAUGGGCAUAGGCUUUGUACGAUCAUGAAAAUUAGAGUCGGAGAAUUGACCCUUUGUGUGCUUGUGGAACUUACGUCUUUUAGUCACGUGGGAUUUACAAUUUUCUGGUCCGGUGGAUUGACAAUUUUUAUUAUUUGAAUAAAUAUAUAAUUCGUGUAUUAAAUUUUA